Molecule: messenger RNA, 4625 nt
Organism: Coccinella septempunctata (seven-spotted ladybird)
Lineage: Eukaryota; Metazoa; Arthropoda; Insecta; Coleoptera; Coccinellidae
Product: netrin receptor UNC5C
Exons: 12
Coding region: 412-3435 (1007 amino acids)
Biological process (GO): motor neuron axon guidance; netrin-activated signaling pathway
Cellular component (GO): membrane
Molecular function (GO): protein binding; netrin receptor activity
Source: RefSeq, a predicted model, not a curated record
CUCGGUGGAGAACGGAGUGUAGUAGUCUUCUACGCCGCUGGUUCCGCGCUUUUUCGUCCGUCCCAUGUUUACAUUUUGUUCGUUCGAGGACUCCCCCAAAAAUCACUGACAAAUUUUGGUUUUUUUUUGUGUUACCUCGAUAAGUUACGGUGGUUUGUUUUUUGAAUUGUGGAUUUUUUUGUGACUCGAGUCUUGGUACUUUCGGAUUUAUAACAGCCUGGAUUUACGUACGUUGUUCUUGAGGUUUUCUGGAAGGACAACGGAGUUAUCCGCCAAAAAGCAUACUGAGGGUGGAUAUAUCUAAUAAGAGAGGUGUCAAAUGCCAUGUGAAAGACAGUCAGACAGACAGACGGUGUAGCUGUCGUGAUGCGAAGCUAAAACCAGGAGCCCCUAGUGUGGUUUGCUGCCAGCAUGGCGGGUUUUCACCCUCUGGUGCCCCCCUUGUGGUGUGCUCCACUGAUCUUGUCUCUCCUGUCAUUGGCGUGCAGGGAAAUGGUGCAGGCAACCUUACAAGGUAAUCAAGAAGGGCUUCUGGAAGAGACAGCGGCCACGAAAUCCACAAUCGAGCACGACGACACCAUCUUCCUCAGCUCGGACUCCUUGCCCAUCUUCCAGGCGGAACCCCAGAACGCCUAUGUAGUGAAAAAUCGACCAGCACUGCUCCAGUGCAAAGCCGGUAACGCUCUCCGCGUGUAUUUCAAGUGCAACGGUGCAAAAAACGUAGAAAGUACUCAGAGUGAAUUCGUCCACCCUCAGACGGGGGUGAGAAUAGUGGAGGCCGAGAUAAACAUCACGAGGGACAUGGUGGAGGAAUUUUUCGGCAACGAAAAAUUCAAAUGCGACUGCCACGCUUGGAGUGGAAGGGGUAACAUCAAGAGUCAGCCUGCUGUCGUCGAUGUUGCUUAUUUGAAGAAGCAAUUCGAAGUGAAUCCUGUCUCGACUAGGGUGGAAAUAGGACACCAGAUGGAGCUGAGAUGCGCCGCACCAAUGGGAAUGCCACCUCCAAGAAUAUACUGGUUACGCGGUGGUCAACCUUUACAAUCUGACACAACCAUGUUGGUAUCCAGUGAAGGGCAACUCUUGAUCAGUCAAGCUAGGCCUCAGGAUACCGGGAAUUAUACUUGCGUGGCGGAAAAUAUAGCUGCCAAAAGACUGUCAAAUCCAGCUCAAAUAACAGUUUAUGUUAAUGGAGGUUGGUCACAGUGGUCACCAUGGACGGAUUGUAAGUGUCCUGGAUCAACUUUACCGCUAGGAAAAAUGAGCACCAGGACCUGCACCAACCCACCACCUAGUAACGGAGGAUCGCCUUGUAUAGGCUCUGCUGUUAGAAAAACUAAAGAUUGCCAACAAUGUCCGCAAGAACCAGCCCGCUGGUCAACAUGGUCCGACUGGUCGAAAUGCAAUUCGGACUGUAUAAAAAUCAGAAAGAGGCAGUGCAUACCUGGAAGUGGAGCUGGCAGAAAAAACUGUAAUGGGAGGGACACCCAAACAGCUCCCUGCACAUCGGAACUUUGCAAAUCUACGGAACUGACACGAGUGAAAGAAGCGAAUUUGGAGAGCACCCAAUACGAUAUAAUACUCUACAUCGGACUUAUGGUCGCCAUAUUCAUUGUUCUGCUGCUUUCCUACUUCCUCGUGAGGGUCUACAGGAAAAAGGAUCAACAUCAGAGCCUUUACAAUAUGGCAUCGAACGAAUAUCAUCCGGAGUUUUUUCCUGAGCACGAUAAGAAGUCAUUGAGCCUUCAACCAGACCUGACGCAAACAGUUCCGCCUUGUUAUGAAUACCCUUCGUACACCACCCCCUCAACAGCAAUGGUUACUAGAUCAGUUUCCGAACACCACUACGAUGUUCCCCAUUUAGCAUCAGGGAGCGACAUCCAGAUGUCGCCAGCGACAAGCUCUACGCUGGAAUCAUCUAGCGGCAAGAGGAGUCAGCUCAGUGGAUUCACGAAUAAUUCUGACUCAACCUACGAGGUGGCUGCAGAUUCAGUGACACUUCCCAUGUCGAACCUACCGACAGCAUACGCUGUGACCCCAGCCACCAACGGCAACUAUACAAGUGCCACCGUGGGCCAUACGGGAGCCUUUCUAAAUCUUCCAGAAUCUGGUGUGAGCCUAACUGUUCCAGAAGGUGCCAUUUCGAGGUCCAGGAAACAGGAGAUAUUCCUUUCUAUCCUCAACGAAGACUGUUUCAGGCCAAAACUGGCAGACAAUUUGACCCAGCUCAGUCCGGUCGUUUCCUGCGGGCCUAAUAUCUCCCUGAAUAAGGCUGUUAUUCUGAAGGUUCCGCAUUGCGCCGAACUUUCCAAGAACAACUGGUCAAUCUCGGUUCUGCAGAGUGACUGCAGCGAUUCCCAGUGGCAGACGGCAGUCACCCUUGGCCACGAGACCAUCAACACCUCCGUGUUCUGUCAAUUAGAUGAAGAUGUAGCCUUCCUCGUCACCGACUGCCUCUCCAGGUUCGUGCUGGUCGGUCAAUCGACAACCGGGGCGGCCAUCAAGAAGCUCAAACUUGCCAUAUUCGCCCCCAAACUGUGCUUACAGACAUCCAUAGACUACAGUGUGCGUGUGUAUGUGCUAGAGGACACAGACAGUUCGAUGGAAACGGUUUUCGGGCAAGAAAAGAGACUAGGCGGUUAUUUAUUAGACAAUCCUAAAACUAUCACCUUCCAAGAUGGCGGAAACAACCUGUGCUUGAGUCUGGAGAACAUCAGCGAAGGGUGGAAAGCUAAAUCGUCUUCGAACUACCAAGAAAUACCCUUCAAACAUCUGUGGCAAUCCAACAGCAACAGCCUCCACUGUUCGUUCAACAUUGAAGCUUACGAAAUGAACAGAAACCUUAGUUUUAUGAUCAAGGUCAACCAGAAGGGUUUCGACCACAUCCAAUAUUUCGACGUUGUAUGCAGGGAAGACAUGGACUUGCCCAACGCGAAAAGUAACUCGAUUAAGUUGUACCACAAUGAAUUAGUGCCAAAAAUUGCGAUACAAAGUGAGACAAGCCGGUCUAAUGACUCUAAGAAAUCGGUGGAGUUCGCGCAUUCUCCGAAAAGUACCAAAAGUUUCAAGUUUUCGACAGCCGAGGACUCUACCCAGAAGGUGGCGAAGAACUUGAUUGUAACAGAUAGGGGAGUUUCAACGUGUGAUGAUUUCACAUUUAGGUUAUCUAAGCAAAUCAGGAAACAACUUUGUCAGGUCCUGGACACACCCACCACUAGAGCGAACGAUUGGAGACUCCUAGCCCAUGCCUUACAAGUAGACAGAUAUAUUAACUUUUUCGCCACAAAACCUUCUCCAACCGACUGCAUUCUAGAUCUUUGGGAAGCAAGAAAUAGGAACAGUAACGCUCUGAGUGAAUUACGACAAAUAUUCAACGAUAUGGAAAGAUAUGAUGCAGUCAACAUUCUAGAUAGUUGCCUAGGCCCUAACUGGUUGUAAAUUUUUUUUAUUAUUCCGUUAAAAUUGUUCAUUUCUUAGAAAAGAAUUUAUUUCAACACUGUUUGAUUAUCUCGUUUUGUUUGAUAUAAUAAGUAUCCCAUCAAAUAGUUAACUGGAAUUAUAUCUUAUCUAUGUGAAUACCUAAUUCCAAAAUCAUAUGAAUUGGUUUAUCGUUUAUCGAUUAUUUUUAACGCUAUCCUAAAAUAACGUUGGGUUCGCUGAAAAUACUGCACCUAUUUUUUUUCUAUGAAAUUGUAUUGCAGUUCUCAUAAUAUGAAUACACAUACGAAAGAUAUGAUUUCAUAUGAAAUUUAAUUCUUGACAGAGAAUGGUUGGAAAUUUGUUGAUUGUUGCAAAAAAUUGGAAUAACUUUACAGAAAUGUAUUUGUUAGACUUGAGCAUAUUUUAAUGUGUACCAUAAAAGUUUAGAAUUAAGGACCAUGAAUUUGAAAUUGUGCAAUUUGUCAGAGCUCUGCCUCAAAUAUAAGUUUGACAGGUAUUUUAAACAUCCGAUUUAUUUAAUUCAAUCUAGGAGAAUCUUCCGAAAUAUUCCCAAGCUAUUCCUUGCUUUAUUGGGAAAGUAUCCGCUUUGUUUGACUUUUUACCAAUUCACAUAAUUUUUGAUUCACAAUGCAAAUUGAAUUGAAAUUUUCGAUUUCGUACUUAAAUUUUUACUUUUCAGCAAUGUUAACGAUAAAACAUUCUUUAUACUCAAUGAAAAGAGAAAAGCCUCAUAUAAAUACUCAAUAAUGAAAGAAAACUCAAAAUAAUAAACAUGGAAAACCGACAAGCUAUAUUGUGAAAUCCCGUAGCUUCAAUUAUUUUUUCUGCCCGAUCACUAUAUGUAUUGUAUACAAUAUUGUGUAUUGUAUACUUGUAUAAUUCUUCUGAAAGGUUAAUUCCAGACAUUAAUUCAACUUAGCAGAGCAUGAUAUGAUGAAAUUUUAGACGACAGUUUUAGGUUGACUUUCCGAAGUGAUAUUGAUCUUAGUACAUUAAAUUUAUAAAAGCGACUAACCUAUUUAGAGUUUUAUACGGAAAUCAAAAGUAGUUUUCUAGAUAUUUUAGGAUGUUUUGUACAAAUGAUACCCCACAUGUAAUUAGAAGCAGUUAAACGUUAAAAUGAUGUACUAUGUACGUAUAUAAAAUAUAUAACGAUGUAAAUAGUCAAUAUAUAUUUACGAUUUUUA